This is a messenger RNA of Cladocopium goreaui, 1607 nucleotides long. Lineage: Eukaryota; Dinophyceae; Suessiales; Symbiodiniaceae. The record is from the annotation of a GenBank genome assembly.
CCAGGACCAACGCUGGGUGAUCUCCCCCCGAGACUCGUUGGCACAGGCCCAAAGUGGUGUUAUGCUGGGAUGCGCCUUCCAGUAUGUGGAUGACGUGUGGAACGAACUGACCAAUGACGAGUGGCAAAAGGCUCCACAAGUCCGAGUCACACCUUUGGUGGAGCAGGCUCCAGCACGAUCUCCUGCAAUGGCAGGUGCUCAGCCCCUACCAUCACGAUCAAGGCCUCCGCCCGAAAGGGCCAGUGUGGCUUUGCCAGCGGCAGAUGUGAUGCCAUACGCGGCUCCAGCAGUGGCAAAGGCACAGAAACAGGCUUUUGCUGUGGAUACCGUCCAUAUCCGAGGUGGCUUUUUGAACCCCAAGCUCAACGCGGUGUACCACAUGGAUUCCUCCGUGCAAGUGGGCUCUCGAGCGACUUACUGGGAUGAGCAGCGUCGAUUCUUCAUGUACUACCAGGCUGCGAUGAAGAGAUGGGCCAUCAGUAUCCGCAUCCAUGAUGCCAAGACAGGCGAAGAUAUGUUGGAUCAUGCCAGAAGAGGUGGCUUGUGUGGUUUUGCCUUCGAGGUGGACAAGCUAACGAACCAGUGGAAAGAGUUCUACGAAGGAAGAUGGGUGACUGUGCAGAUUGACAUCCACAAACUUUGCACAGGGAAACGAGCUCCGCCAGUCGCAGCAAGGACCACUGCCUCCCAUGACUUGCCACCUGAAACCCCUCUUCCCAUGGCAGUGAAGCCGGAGCCACCAUCACUCCCACCUCAACCCCCCCAACCCCCCCACCCACCCCAGCCACCCCAGCCACCCCAGCUAUCCCAGCCACCCAACCCACCCCAACCUAUCCAGUCGACCAGCCGUGCACCGGCCGCUGCGGCGCCUGCAGUGGCCCCAGUCUCGGCACCGUCGGCUCCGUCGGCACCGUCGACUGUGGCCCCCUCUCCAGUUGCGCCAAAGACAUCGUCUGAAAAACAGAUGGCCGCGCCGCUGGAACAGGAGGCGCAAGCAGAAGACUCUGCACCCAAGGGUGAAGUUGCAAAGGCCAAAGAAGCCGAGGCCAAGAGUUCAAAGGAGAUACCAUCGGAAGACGAGUCGCAUGAGGAGAAGCGGAAGAAACGGAAAAAGGAGAAGGAUGCGAAGAAUGCUGACGAGAAAGAAAACCACAAAGCCGACAAGAAAGCCAAAAAGCUGGAAAAGGAGGAACGUGCGCGGAGGAAGGAGAAUAAGAUGAGGGAGAAGAUUCGUCAGGAGAUGCUGGCUGCGCGGGCCAAUAAGCCUUCCAACACCAAGGGUCCGACCCUGAAGGCUUCGCCCAAGAAAGCCUCACGCAAGGUCAGGGAUUCGCUGAAAUCCAAGGAGGAGCGGAAGGAGGCCAAGCGAAGAGAGAAGAGUGAGCGAAGCUCCGCCCCGUCCCCCUCGGAGCCGGCCUCGCCGGGCGGGCCGUCCAGGCGGCGGCGUUGGCACGCUGCCAUAGCCAAGCCUUGGCCCAGCCUCUGGUCUGAGGAUGACGCAGCGACUGCAGUGACCAGUCAGCCGCCUGAAGGUGCCACGGUGCCGCAACCAUCUCAGGCAUAGUCAGCUAUGGGGCAUGCUGCGGGUGUUUGUGCAGCCAAAAAAA